UUAUGGCCACACUAUUUAGUUAUUCCCACGGAUAUAUAUACAUAUAUAUUUUGUUAGCGAAAUGUACGAGCUGAAAACUUUACUUCCUCAAUUCGAAAUAAAAUUGCCAACCUGUAUGUAUGAUCUGAAGAAUGUGAGCCUGACGGGCAGCCCCAGCACCGGUGCCGGCAUCAGCAGCAGCUCCAGUUCACUCCCACAGCAGCAGAACGCCAGCGGCAAGAGCUACAGCAGCAGCAGCGCCACAUGUGCACUUGACUUGGACAUUUUAGGCCGACAAAUUCAACAAUUGUUAAAGGCCAACAAUGGCAAGGAUACAUCAGCAGUGGUGGCCCGUCAGGAUAAGGUGUUGCUCCAACUGGAGGAUCUCAAGGCCCAAUUGGGCAAAAUAAGAGCCGGUCUGGGUUUAUGUGGCAAGACAAUCCAGCAUACGACAGGCUAUCAGAAUGGUGGCUUAAAGGAGGUGCCACUCGAGGAUAUUGUCAUCAAUGGUCAUCCGAAUUUCAUACCCUACGCUCUGUUGGCUCUAAAGAAUGCCUGGCGAGACCUCUAUACAAUCGACAUAAAAACCUUUACACACUCCACAAUGGCAGACAUUGGACCAGCGGCACGAGAAUUUGAACAAAAUCUAGCCAAGGUUCCAAUCAAUGAAUCAUUGCCCAAGAUCAAUGUUACCUUAAUAUGGAAAAACUGCGAGCACACUGAAAUGAUCAGCUCACCGACCAUGUACGUUCCCAUUUAUGGAGAAGUUAACAUAAUUCGUUACUUGGGUCGUGUAGGUCCAGCAGAAUAUCGCUAUGAAGGCUCACCUGUUUGCAAUGAGAUUGAUCUAGUGCUGGACAUAUGCUAUCAACUGUUGCGUUGCACUACCCACAAAUCUCAGGUGGCCAUGGUCAGGCUGCUCGAGAAGCGUCUGCAAAAGCAGCAAUAUUUCGGUGGCUCACAAAUGUCCGUAGCUGAUAUUGGUGUCUAUAGUUCGCUGAUACGAAUGCCUGCCAUUACGGAUAAGGAUCUGACGCCGGCUUUGGUGGCAUGGAGGAAACGUGCCAAGCUGGUGACAAAAAUCUAAAAAAAAUUGAACAAAAUAAUAAACAACUAAAGAAAUCUA
This is a messenger RNA of Drosophila willistoni, 1105 nucleotides long. It is a transcript of the gene AIMP2, whose product is annotated as probable aminoacyl tRNA synthase complex-interacting multifunctional protein 2. The coding region runs from base 62 to 1066 and encodes 334 amino acids. The transcript has 5 exons. The record is from RefSeq and is a predicted model, not a curated record. NCBI's taxonomy places the organism in Eukaryota, Metazoa, Arthropoda, Insecta, Diptera, Drosophilidae. Gene Ontology annotation, cellular component: aminoacyl-tRNA synthetase multienzyme complex.